Branchiostoma floridae (Florida lancelet) is the source of this 1537-nucleotide messenger RNA. Its product is annotated as glyoxylate reductase/hydroxypyruvate reductase-like. Lineage: Eukaryota; Metazoa; Chordata; Leptocardii; Amphioxiformes; Branchiostomatidae. The coding region runs from base 50 to 1129 and encodes 359 amino acids. Gene Ontology annotation, molecular function: hydroxypyruvate reductase [NAD(P)H] activity; hydroxypyruvate reductase (NADH) activity; NAD binding. The transcript has 10 exons. The record is from RefSeq and is a predicted model, not a curated record. Gene Ontology annotation, cellular component: cytosol.
UUUCCCAGGAGGCAUUGCCCAUUCAAAAUGGCCGCCGCCGUCUGAAAACAUGAACUUUGCCCCAAAACUUCAACAUUUCUGCACGAAACCUGCCUUGUUUGGGUGUUUUAUAAAGAGAGAAGGGUCCAGAGGGAUACAUGUGAGAAGAAUGAGCACAGCAGGGAAGCCAAAUGUGUAUGUGACUCGUAGGAUACCGCAGAAAGCGCUGGACUUGCUGCAGGGAGAAUGUAGUGUGGCCCAGUGGGAUGCAGAUGACCCUGUUCCCAGGGUAGAACUGCUGAAGGGAGUGAAGGGUAUAGAUGGGCUGUACUGUCUGCUGACAGAUAAGAUUGAUGCAGAGGUGCUGGAUGCAGCAGGACCAGGACUGAAGGCAGUGAGCACCAUGUCUGUGGGGUUUGACCAUAUUUCAUUGCCAGAACUCAGGAAAAGGAAGCUCCCACUAGGCUAUACUCCAGAUGUGUUAACAGAUGCAACAGCAGAGCUGACAGUUGCCUUGCUGCUCACCACAAGCAGGAGGCUGGUCGAGGGAGUCCAUGAGGUCAAAAGUGGUGGUUGGGGCACGUGGAUCCCCCUGUGGAUGUGUGGUUCAGGACUGUCUGGCAGUACCGUGGGGAUUGUAGGCCUGGGUAGGAUAGGUGCUGCAGUAGCUGAAAGACUGAAACCAUUUGGAGUUUCCAGGUUUCUGUACCAUGGCAGGAACCCCAAACCGGAGGCAGCUGGGAAGGUUGGAGCAGUGCAUGUUGAAUUGGAGGAGCUCUUGUCAGAGUCAGACUUUGUGAUUGCGACCUGCGCCCUUACACCUGAGACCAAGGAAAUGUUUAACAAGACCGUCUUCAGCAAGAUGAAAUCUUCUGCAAUCUUUAUUAACACAAGCAGAGGAGGUGUGGUUCACCAGGAGGACCUGUAUGAGGCCCUGAAGAGGGGAACCAUCAAGGCAGCAGGACUGGACGUCACCACGCCAGAACCACUUCCUACUGAUCAUCCACUCCUAACUCUGGACAACUGUGUUGUCCUGCCACAUAUCGGCAGCGCUACAGUGGAGACGCGGACAGAGAUGGCUGUCUUGGCCGCACGUAACCUGCUGGCUGGAUUAAAGGGAGAGAAGAUGCCAGCACAGGUUCAACUUUGACCCCGUACACUGCAACAUUGACCUCAAUUAGCAUAAAACAUCAAACGUAACAAUUUUGGUAAUGUCUUGAUCAAAUUGUGGUGUAGAUACUCAUGUCGAUGCAUGUUUGAUGGUUUGAAAUUAAUGUGAGGAAACCUCUAUCUAAAUACUUUAUUGUGAAAAUGUAACGAAAUGCCCAAAGUGUACUGCAACUAGAUCUACCUGUAUACAGUUGGUAUUAUGAAGGCAAAAAAUGAAGCUGCUUGUCCGAUAAAAGUUAUCUGAAACAAUUUGUGCAAGCAGCAAUUUAAGAAUGUUAAAUACGGGAGGUACCUUGUUGUACACAUAAAAAUCAUGAAGGCUGCAUAAAAUAUGAAGCAUGUAAAUACCCACUUUAUCAAGAUAAAAAUACAAGUGAUCGAACAGUUU